UCGCCUUCUCUUCUUUCUUUAAGAUUCUCUCGUAAACACCUCUUCCCAAACAUUACAUCCCCCCAAAGAAAGAACAAGUCUUUCUGUCUCAAAAAUCAUGAAAAGAGGCAUUGCUUUCUGCUUUCUUAUCGCAAAAACAUUGUAAAGCUGUAAUUUUGCCCCAAGAGAAAGUCUUUUCACGGGAAUUCUUGAAAAGGGUAGAAGGAAUUUCUUGAGAAAGUGAGAAUGAGUUUUCAGGGGAGGGGAUUCUACACCCCACCGGCGACUCUGAAGUCGAGGACGACUGUUCCUCCAGAAAAGUCGAUGACGGAGGGGAAAAACGUGAAGAAAGAUCUUUUUCAUGUUGUUCACAAGGUUCCCUCUGGUGAUUCUCCAUAUGUCAGAGCCAAACAUGCCCAGUUGAUAGAGAAGGACCCAAGUAGGGCAAUUUCUAUGUUCUGGGCAGCUAUAAAUGCUGGGGAUCGUGUUGACAGUGCACUCAAAGACAUGGCAGUUUCCAUGAAACAGUUGGAUCGAUCAGAUGAGGCAAUUGAGGCUAUCAAAUCUUUCCGUCAUCUCUGCCCCUAUGAAUCUCAAGAAUCUAUUGAUAAUGUGCUUAUUGAACUCUAUAAGAGGUCUGGAAGGGUCGAAGAAGAGAUUGAAAUGCUUCAGGGGAAGCUGAGGCUGAUCGAAGAAGGUAUAGCUUUUGGUGGGAAGAGGACAAAGGUCUCAAGGUCCCAAGGGAGAAAGAUUCAAAUAACUAUUGAACAAGAGAGAUCAAGGAUACUGGGGAACUUGGCCUGGGCUUACUUGCAGCAACACAAUUACGGACUUGCUGAACAGCAUUACAGGAAAGCGCUGCUUCAGGAGCUAGAUAAUAACAAAGAAUGCAAUCUGGCAAUCUGCUUGAUGCACAUGAACAGGGUUAAAGAAGCAAAAUCUUUGCUCGAGUCUGUCAGAGCUUCUUCCAGAAACAAAGAGAUGGAUGAAUCUUAUGCUAAAUCCUUUGAACGUGCUGUUCAGAUGUUGAAUGAUAAGGAAUCUCAAUCAAUGCUAGAAUUAAAUCCACAUGAAAAAGAAGAUGGCUAUGGUAAGAAACCCCGGAGAUCCUUCAUGUCACCUACAGAUGGAAACUCAUGUGAAAGGUUGGCCAGCAGCAUAUGGAAGGAAAAUCGGUCUAAUACUGCAGGAGAAAUGAGUUCUAUGCAAAAGGGAGCAUAUAGUUCACCAGCUUUGAUGAGAAAAGAUUCGGAAGGGCUAUACACACAACCAAAAAGAUGUUUAUGGGGGUUCAAUGGAGGAGAUCAGGUAAGUACAAGAAGGGGAGAGGUCGAUGGAAGUGUGAAUCGGAAACUAUCAUUUGAGCCUACGAUAAAUGCUGGAAGUGUAACAUCGCAUAAGAUUCAGAAUUUCAAUGGACAUUUACAAGGUUAUACCAGUGAAAAAUCAUGUGUUAGAGUGCAAGAAUCUGAAAGUGAAUUGCCAUCAGCUGCCAAUGGAGAUUCAAGACACUGCUCAUGGAGGCUUGCUCAUUUGAAAGAUGAUGCAGCCACAGAACCCAUUUCACAACCUAAAGUGAAAGGGGACUGGAAGAAAACUAUAUGGAAAAACAGUGACUAUGUGCAGGUGACCCACGAAAAGGAAAGAAUCGGUUACCAGAAUUCUUCUGACAUUGUUUUUGGCAGUAUUACAACACAGAAUGAGCAUCCUGGGGGUGGAGAGCAAUGCUCUCCGAAGUCCAGUAGUGCACAUCAUUAUAUAUCGGAAGAUUCAAAGAAGAAGAGUUGGGCAGAUAUGGUUGAAGAAGAUGAAGAGAGAGAAUUAUGUGGAACAAACUCAACUGAGUGUGUGAAUGACUGGAAAUAUGAAGAACAGUUCAAUGAUGAAAAUAGAAACAUCAACAUGAUUUAUGGAAGUUCGAACCGCGUAGAAAAUCUAUCUCAGAGGCUUGAAGUAUUUGAUCUUAAAGAUGGCUAUGCUACAUCUGAGAAUUUUGGUUCAUCAAGAAAACCAGACGCACGUCGCUCCUUGCGUUUUGAACAGAACAGGGAGCCAGAAUCAACAGAUUACUAUUCUGCAACCCCAAAAGCAAAGAAGGGAUUGAAUUUUGAUGGUUACCAUUCUAUGAAGGAAAGCUCUUGUUCGUUUGAGAAGAACCCGGAUUUAAAGAGGAGGAAUAGGUUGCAGGUUUUCCGAGACAUAACGCCUACUCCUGAUAAUGAGCUGAGCUAAAGAUUUACUCUGCCUGAGAUUAAAUGGUCUCUGUGGAUGCUGCUGUUUCUAAGUAUCAGUUUGAUAUGUCCUAAAGCAGCAUUUACCGUUCAGUGAGUUUGAAUUUCAAAUGUGCGUCGAAUUUAUAACAUCUUCAUAAAUACAAGAGUGUUGAAGAACAAGCUUUAGUUUGGGGUUCUAUAAUUUUCCUAUUCUCCCUUUGACUGAAAUGCUUCUGCCAUUUAGCAUUGUAAAUAUAGAUCAUAUAGUAAUGUUUCAUAGGAAAGUUCACUGUGGAUUGAAGCUUCUCUCCCUUUUUAGCCAUGAUAAUUUUUAGUGUGCUCAUGUACUUCACUAUAGUUCCAUUUGCCUAGAUGCGUGCAAUAGAGCAGCAGAAGAAAAAACCUUUCAGCCAAGGAGGAUUGGAAGUUUCAUAAGUUGACUUGCUCUGUUAAAUGGCAUAGAUAUUCUUUCUGAACCUUACAUUGUCAUUUGGCCUUUCACUUCAGGUAGUCUAUUUAUACACAUUGUUGGUCUUCUUUUUCUGGACAGCAUUGAUGUAUUUUCAUAUCACUGUCAUCAACUUUGAUGCGCCUGGCAUAUGCUGGGCUCAAGAUCUUGUAUUUC
Molecule: messenger RNA, 2817 nt
Organism: Tripterygium wilfordii
Lineage: Eukaryota; Viridiplantae; Streptophyta; Magnoliopsida; Celastrales; Celastraceae
Exons: 5
Coding region: 226-2211 (661 amino acids)
Molecular function (GO): protein binding
Source: RefSeq, a predicted model, not a curated record